AUGUUCUCCUUUGGGGCCAACAUGAGUAAAGAUUCCCUCCAGAGUAGAGGUGUGGAGACUGCAUCGAAGGAGCCUCUACGAGCAAUACUUGUCGAUUUCGACUUGGUUUUCGAUAUGGAACCGAGGGAGAUCUUCGUGAAGGAAGGCUGUUAUGCUAACGUUCGUCCCUCUCUUGGGGCAAAGGUCCACGGUGUUGUCAAUUACUUGUCGCGUAGUGGUUUGGAGCGCCUGGACGAUUUCGAAAGCCCACAUUACGAACGGCGUUGGGUAAAAGUACAGCUUUAUGAGGCCGAUGGUGAAGUGAUGGAAGCGAUGCUUUAUAUACAGCCUCAGAGGGAGCAAGGGAUAGAGGGUCUUCCUGGGAGGAGGUACCUGAAGACGUUGAUCGCUGGGGCGGUGAAGGCCGACUUGGACCAGUGUUGGAUUGCACGACUACGGUCUCUGCCCUUUGUGGACUUCAGGAAAUUCGACAUCGAUUCAGCAGAGAGGAAAGCGUUGAUUCAUGGUCGAGUUUUUGAGAAGAAAGAGAUUGUUGACUCGCGCAUAGUUUUGGCGACUCCGGAAAAACUCGAUAAAAUCGAGGAAAUGAUUUAUAGCAGCGGGGACGAUCUCAACGUAACCCUAGCUCGUUUUGUUUCCUACGAGCCGCCACCUGUGGACGGUCGGAAUUUGAGUGCGGAGCAUCGUGGCUUCAUUGAAACGGUGAUGGAAUCGGCAACGACUGAUACGCGUCGACUCGAGAUCGUGGGUAGGCUGGCGGGAGAAUUCGAUUUUUAUUGGAACCACAAGGGAAAUCUCUAA
Molecule: messenger RNA, 801 nt
Organism: Perkinsus marinus ATCC 50983
Lineage: Eukaryota; Perkinsozoa; Perkinsida; Perkinsidae
Exons: 6
Coding region: 1-801 (266 amino acids)
Source: RefSeq, a predicted model, not a curated record